UCUCUCUCUCUCUCACUGGCAGGCAGGCAGGCAGGCAAAACAGAUCAAAAUCUCUCUCUCUCUCUCUCUCUCUCUCUCUCUUCCCCCCCCCCCCCCCCCCCCUACCUCCAUGACUGACCCUUCAGAGACCUUAACUGAAUUAAACCCACACACCCCUCUCUCUCUGCAAUAACUACAGUUCUUUUACUGUGUAAACUGGAGAAUCCAGAAGCACAGAGAAGCCAUUGAACCCAUAAAUCUCUCUCGCUUUGCCACUCUCUCCCAUGCGCUUGCUAUCUCAUUCUUCACCAUCAGCUUCUUCUUCUUCUUCCUCCAACGUCUGCUCUGUUCCUUCCUAAAUCGGGUAACUAUGGAGGAAACAGAGGACUCCAAUGCAAACAACAAGAAAUGCACCCAAAAGACCUCAGCUCUCCGUGGCAGAGCUUCCCCUGCCGGCAAGAACCUCAGUCAGUACCAUCACCACCGCCGCCAGUUCUUGCAGCAGACCAAUCACUGCCAGCGUUACUACUAUCCUGCUCUUCUUCCUCUACCUCCUCCAAUCCCCCUGCAGUUCGCUCCGCCGCUACCGCUGCCGCCGGCGCCGCCAUUGCUGGUCCCACAAGGCCAGCGGUUGAUUCCGAAAACCCUCCUCCGGAGAGCUUCAUGCAAGCUCAACCCCGCCCCCUCCGACCCCAUUGUCACAAAUUUGCCGGCUGCCCAGGUGGUUCCGAGGCAGAAGACUGAUAAUUCUCUGCCCUUUGGAGGAGAAGAUGGGAGAAGGCGGGAACCCCUGGCUAUUGCUAGGAGGCCCGACUCAGGCGGUGUAGAAGGCCUCGUCAUCCCUCUUCUUGCAAACCAUUUCCUAGUCCGGUUCGACCCCUCGCAGCGGAUUUAUCACUACAAUGUCGAGAUCACCCCGAAUCCUUCGAGGGAGAUUGCUCGCAUGAUAAAAUGGAAGCUAGUCGAGGAAAACAAAGUCGCGCUCUCCGGUGCCCUUCCAGCCUUUGAUGGGCGGAAGAAUCUAUAUAGCCCCGUGGAGUUUCAGAAUGACCGGCUGGACCUCUUCAUCAGCCUCCCAAUUCCGACCCAUAAGUCGGGUGAUUUAAAGGUCGAGCAUUUAAGGCAUGAGUUAUUCCGAGUAAAUAUAAGACUUGUAUCGAAGCUUGAUGGGAAGAGCCUGAGCAACUACUUGAGCAAGGAAGGUGACGACUGGGCCCCGCUCCCCCAAGACUAUAUACAGGCUUUAGAUAUAGUGCUUCGGGAGAGCCCGAGCGAGAAGUGUUCCCCGGUAGGGAGAUCGCUGUACUCGACUGCGAUGGGUGGGAGUAGAGAGAUUGGAGGAGGAGCCCUCGGGAUGAGGGGCUUCUUCCAGAGCUUGAGACCGACCCAACAAGGUCUCGCCCUUAAUGUCGAUUUCUCCGUUACUGCCUUUCAUGAAAGCAUCGGAGUGAUCCCUUACCUAGAGAAGCGCCUCAAGUUCCUCCGGGACCUCUCUCAAAGAAAGACUAGGAGGUUGAUAGACGAAGAGCGGAAGGAGGUGGAGAAGGCACUAAAGAAUAUCCGCGUGUUUGUCUGCCACCGAGAGACUGUUCAGAGGUACCGUGUUUAUAGCCUGACCGAGGAAGCAACUGAGAAUCUUUGGUUUCCAGAUCGGGACGGGAAGAAUCUGAGGCUUGUGACUUACUUCAAGGAUCACUAUAACUAUGAAAUACAAUAUAGGAACUUGCCCUGCUUACAAGUGAGUCGUAGUAAGCCUUGUUAUCUCCCGAUGGAGCUUUGUGUGAUCUGUGAAGGGCAGAAAUUUCUUGGGAAGCUUUCUGAUGAUCAGACUGCAAGAAUACUUAAGAUGGGGUGCCAGAGGCCGAGAGAGCGGAAGGCCAUUAUACAUGGAGUUGUUCGAGGACCUGUGGGGCCGACUAGUGGGAACCAGGAAAAAGAAUUCAAGCUCCAUAUCUCGAGAGAGAUGACCCGAGUGAACGGGAGAAUCCUUCUGCCUCCCAAGCUAAGGCUCGGCGAUCGCGGCCAUACAAGAGACCUCAUUCCCUCUCGGCAAGACCGCCAGUGGAACCUCCUAGACAGCCACGUUUUUGAAGGAAUCCGAAUAGAGAAAUGGGCGCUGAUAAGUUUCGGUGGAACUCGAGACCAGAGGUCCAACAUUCCGAGAUUCAUAACCCAGCUGUCCCAAAGAUGCGAGCAGCUCGGGAUACAUCUCAGCAAGAAUGGAGUCAUUGCCCCGCAAUUCGAACCAACCCAAGUGCUCAACAAUGUCUCCCUCUUGGAAAGCAAGCUGAAGAACAUCCAAAAGACUGCAUCGAACAAGCUGGAGCUUCUUCUGUGCGUUAUGGAGAGGAAACACAGAGGUUAUGGGGAUCUGAAGAGAAUCGCGGAGACAAGCAUCGGGGUUGUGACCCAGUGUUGCCUAUAUUCGAACCUCACCAAGUUGAGCUCGCAGUUCCUCGCAAAUUUGUCACUUAAAAUAAACGCGAAGUUGGGAGGAUGUACCGUGGCUCUAUACAACUCAUUGCCCUCUCAGAUCCCGAGGCUUCUGCGCUGCGACGAGCCAGUGAUGUUCAUGGGCGCUGAUGUGACCCAUCCUCACCCACUUGAUGACUCGAGCCCAUCAGUGGCGGCAGUUGUUGGCAGCGUGAAUUGGCCCACAGCCAACAAGUAUGCCUCAAGGAUGCGAUCGCAGACUCACCGGCAAGAGAUCAUCGAGGAUCUGCAAGAAAUGGUUGUGGAGUUGUUGGAGGAUUUCCGGCAAGAACUGAAGAAGCUUCCUGAGAGGAUCAUCUUUUUCCGGGACGGGGUGAGCGAGACCCAGUUUCACAAGGUCCUCAAGCUAGAGCUACAGGCGAUAAGGGCUGCCAGUUCGAGUUUCUUCCCUGGAAAUUACAAGCCCAGCAUUACAUUUGCUGUUGUUCAGAAGAGGCACCACAUGAGGUUGUUUCCCGAUGAGAUGGAUCAGUCUUUUAUCCAAAACUACAUCUCGGAUGAGAAUAUUCCCCCAGGAACUGUGGUGGACACUGUGAUCACCCACCCGAAGGAGUUCGACUUCUAUCUUUGCAGCCACUGGGGGGUGAAGGGCACAAGCCGACCAACUCACUACCACAUUCUCUGGGAUGAGAACGGGUUCACAUCUGACGAGCUUCAGAAGCUCGUGUACAACCUGUGCUACACAUUUGUGAGAUGCACGAAGCCGGUGUCUCUGGUGCCACCGGUUUACUAUGCCCAUCUGGCCGCUUACAGGGGCAGGCUUUACCUCGAUAGGUCGGACCCUUCUUCGAUGGGUUAUGACUCGCGGAAAAAUAAUAUUAGCAACAUGAAUAACGUGAGCCAUCAGGUGUCUCGGGCUGCUCCCCCGAAGGCAACCCCGCUACCCAAACUCAGCGAGAAAGUCAAGAAUCUCAUGUUCUUCUGCUGAUCACAUUUGACUCUUUCUUGCUAGGUAUAUAGGAAAGAGGAGAGCAGAAGAUUAUUAGUAAGUUAACUUGUUCGUAAUAUACAUUUGCAGAUAGAUAUCUCUCAUCUGUGUUUGAUACUGUUGGUUAGCAAUUUAACCCUAGCAAGGAUAGAAAUCAUGCAGUUCCUGUUAAAUGUUCAAGAAGCCAGAUCAUACGUGGUAAUAUCCUUUCCGUGUACAUUGUUAACGCGCGCGAGUUAAUAAAUAACAAACCCCGAGUUUACAACUGGUUUCUUUA
Punica granatum (pomegranate) is the source of this 3677-nucleotide messenger RNA. The record is from RefSeq and is a predicted model, not a curated record. Lineage: Eukaryota; Viridiplantae; Streptophyta; Magnoliopsida; Myrtales; Lythraceae.